Messenger RNA from Metschnikowia bicuspidata var. bicuspidata NRRL YB-4993, 2974 nucleotides. RefSeq lists its product as uncharacterized. NCBI's taxonomy places the organism in Eukaryota, Fungi, Ascomycota, Pichiomycetes, Serinales, Metschnikowiaceae. Bases 391 to 2874 code for a protein of 827 amino acids. The record is from RefSeq and is a predicted model, not a curated record. The transcript has a single exon.
UAUAUUCUCAUAAAGUGUGAUAGAGUCACUACAAUAGGAAACACUGUAUUACCAUACGUGUACUAUAUUACCAUACAACCCACCACGGUAUAUUCUCAUACAGUAUACAAUAUUACCAUACAACCCACCACGGUAUAUUCUCAUACAGUGUGAUAGAGUCACUACAAUAUGGAACACUGUAUUACCAUACAGUAUACUAUAUUACCAUGCAACCCACCACGGUAUAUUCCCAUACAGUGGAAUAGAGUCACUACAAUAGGAAACACUGUAUUCCCACACAGUAUGCUACAUUCCCACACAGUAUCCACCACAGCACACCCUACUAGUCCAUCGCCACACGUCUGACCACACAGUGCAUCCCCCACAAUCCAGCACAACCACCACAUCACCAUGCCCCGGCCGCGCCCCUUGCAUCCGGCAUUCCAAAAAGAUCGCGGCCGGCUCCAGCAGCUUAGCUCCAGCAGCCUGCCUCAACACGGCAGCGCAUGGACAAGCGCCGCCCCGCGCCCGGCCCUGCCCCGCGCCGUGCCCUGCGAUUCGCCCCGCCAGGCCCCGCGGUGUCGGUGCGCCCUACACGCCGCGACCCGCUGGGCCUGGUGGGCCUGGGUGCUGGCACCCUUUUUUUCUUCCCGUCCCCAGCCCGGUUUUUCUGCACGGAACCGGCCCAUUUCCCAGUGCCUUUUUUUUUUCUCUCUUCUCGCCCCACAUCGACCAGCACCAGCCUCGGGCCGCAAAAAGCCACCGCCCCGCCGUCCGCCGCCGGGCCUUUUCCUGUUCCCCACACGCAGAUCACCUGGCCGCCGCCCCUGGACCCGGCCCACUCUUCGAGCCGCCGCCGGCCCGCUGCCCCGCUUUUGGCUGCACGCACAUGCCCCCGCAGAUCUCGACGUUGCACCCGCCCGCCGACCCGCGGGCCGCGGCCGUGGCGUUGCGAUUGACCCCGGAGGUCUUGCAGCAGUUGCGGGCGCUCCGCCGCGCCCACGUGGCGCCCAAACUCGUGGUGAAGGACGGCAAAUUCGUAUGUAUCCUCGGCCCCCUGGGCAGUUCCCACGCCUACAGAUCCACAGAUGCCCGAACAGAUCCACAGAUGCCCGAACAGAUCGAAGUAGAACCAACCAUGCCGAAACAGACCGCACUGGCCCACAGCACCGAAGCAGAGAGAAGCAGACUCUCCCGGACUCUCCCGGAUCCAACGACCACAGCCACGACCAACGGCCCCACCAGAUCUAUACACACCCACCCCGACCCCUACUAACACUCCAGCUGGUCAAGAUAUCCGACACGCUCCUGUUCCCCUGCCUGGCAGCGCCCGAGACGCUCCGGCUCGACGUCUACUCGGCCACGGCCGCCGCGUCACGGGACUACUCGUUCGCAGGCACAGUCACCCGCCGGCUCAGCGUGCUCAGCGACCCCAAGCAGAUCAAGGAGCACGGGCGCGUCGAGGCGCUGGCGCCGCCAGCCCCGCCGCGCGCCGCCAACCCGGCGGGGCCCGGCCGGGCCGCCCUGCCGCGGCAUGGCCAGCCCAGCUCCAUCGGCCUGAAGGCCUACUGCUUCACGGCCAGCGACGCGCCCGCGGACCGCGUCACCAAGUUCGUGUCCCUCCUCGCGUUGGGCCCGAUGACGCGGCCCGCCAUCGAGGACCGGCUCCAGCUCGCGCGGUUCGUGCUGCCCGCGCAAGCAGACCUUCUCUUCGCGUCCCACACGCAGCCGUACUGGCGCAAGGACACGUUCACCGACAGCGACGUGUACCCGCUAGCCGCGGGCGCCGCGCCCGACGCCGCGCUGCACAAGCUGUACGUCAUCCUCAAGGACAAGGCCUACAAGGAGCUCAGGCCCUGGCAGUGGCACGCGUACACGGACUUCGAGCGCACGCUCAUCAUCGACAACUGCCACCACGCGCUCGGCAGGCAGGGCUUCCUGGACACGCACCCGCUCCGGCGCCGCAUCGUGGAGCGGGGCAGUCCGCCGCGCAGCGCCAACAGGGCCGCGGCGUUGGGGGGCGGGCUCCUCGUGAGCAGCGCCAAGAAGCCGCCGCCGCCCGCCAGCCUGCUGGAGCCGGCCGUGCCGGGCCCGGGCUCGCCGCUCUCGCAAACCAGCGCCUCGGCACGUGCAUCCACCGAGUCGCCGACGCUCAGCAGCGAGGCCCGCAAGAGAUUUGCCCGCAAGGCCGGGGCCGCGCGGCCGACGCUCGCCCAAGGGACCGCCGCGGCGCUCUCGCUGUCUUCCGAUGACGAGAAACUCGCCAAGGGGGCGGCCGCCCGCAUGAAGCGCCGUGCCAACUCCGGCACGCAGGGCAGCCGCAGCGUGACCAGCAACGCCUCGUACACGCUGCCGUCGUCCGUGAACGACGAGCACGCUCUGGACCCGAGCGACCCCGACACGAGGCCGGCGGGCGCGGCGAAGCCGGCCGCGUCGCUUCCGAGCAGGCCCUCGAGCUCGUUCUCCAGCCACGACAAGAAGCAGCAGUACUACUCCCAGCUCGCGGACAAGUUCCGCCUGCGGUACAAGGAGUACGAGCGGCUCCACCGGCAGUUGAGCCGGGACUCGCGCAAGAACUCGCACGCGGAGAAAAAGAAGAGCCUUGUGAAGCUCCAUGAAUUGCACAACAGCCUCUCGGAGUGGAAGAGGCGGCUCUGGGACUACCACAACGAGAACAACAUGGCCGAAGGCGUCAUGACCCUCUCCAAGCACCGCAAGCUGAACUCGUCGUCGCGGAUCAGCGCCCUGGCGCCGCUGACGUCGAAGGUGUCCAGCGCGGAGCGCUUCUCCGCGGCGCCAGGCGGCCUGGGCGCGGGCCCCGUGGACUCCAUGCGCAAGCAGGCCUCGCGUGAGCGGCAGCCCGGCCCGCGCGCCAAAAUCGCCUUGGACUACUGAGCACAGCCGGCCGGAUCAUGCCGGGCUGGCCCGGGGGCGCCCCUGCGGCGGGCCAAGCUACGGCCAGCCACGCGCACCGGGCAGCACGCCAGGGCGCCUA